AUGAAGAUCAACGUACUCGGACUUCUUCCAGUUCUCCUUGGACUUAUAUCAAUUGUUCCUGCGGCACUUGCGUGGACCAACCCCAUCCGCAACCCCGGAGGCAGCGAUCCAUUCAUUGCAUACUCCGGGGGAUACUACUACCUCCUCACCACUGAGUGGACGGAUGUCCAGAUUUCACGGUCUACAACGGUAGAGGGUCUGAAAACUGCAACCAGCAAGGUCAUAUAUUCGGACACAACAUCGUCUCGAUGCUGUAAUGUCUGGGCGCCCGAGGUGCACUACCUCGGCGGGAGAUGGUACGUCUACUUUACAGCAGGCAAUGGGGAUAGCCUAGAUGGGCAGAGACUGCACGUUCUUGCAGGCGGCUCGAGUCCUUGGGAUGACUACUCCUACGCAGGCCAACUAACAACCGAGUGGUCGAUCGAUGCCUCCAUUCUGCGCUUCAACGACUGGGGCACAUUUCUCAUGUAUUCGUGCUUCCACGGGGUAUCAUAUCAGUCUAUCUGCCUACAGCAACUCGGAUCCGACUACACCUCCCUCACCGGCUCAAUCUCGGUAAUCUCACAGCCAACCCUCAGCUUCGAAACCCAUGGAACGCCAGUGAACGAAGGCCCAGUCGCCCUGUACUACAACGGCGUGACCUACAUCAUCUACUCUGCGUCCUACUGCUGGACUCCAUAUUACUGCCUCGGCCAGCUAACAUGGGACGGCGUCACGAACCCAAUGAGUGCGAGCGCGUGGAGCAAGUAUAACGGCUGUGUAUUUUCGAGUGCGAAUGGGAACUACGGCGCGGGGCAUAAUUCGUUCUUUCAGAGUCCCGAUGCAUCACAGACUUGGAUUGCGUAUCAUGCCACGAGUAAUAGUGCAGGUGCUUGUGAUGAUAGUCGGUAUACGAUGGUGCAGUUGGUGGGGACGCACAGCGAUGGAAGCCCUAAUCUGGGGGUGCCUGUGGAUUGGGCGCAUGCUUAUGGUGAACCGAGCGGGUGA
Messenger RNA from Aspergillus puulaauensis, 987 nucleotides. Its product is annotated as glycoside hydrolase family 43 protein. The transcript is spliced from 2 exons. Lineage: Eukaryota; Fungi; Ascomycota; Eurotiomycetes; Eurotiales; Aspergillaceae. Gene Ontology annotation, biological process: carbohydrate metabolic process. The record is from RefSeq and is a predicted model, not a curated record. The coding region runs from base 1 to 987 and encodes 328 amino acids. Gene Ontology annotation, molecular function: hydrolase activity, hydrolyzing O-glycosyl compounds.